Molecule: messenger RNA, 531 nt
Organism: Podospora bellae-mahoneyi
Lineage: Eukaryota; Fungi; Ascomycota; Sordariomycetes; Sordariales; Podosporaceae
Exons: 1
Coding region: 1-531 (176 amino acids)
Source: RefSeq, a predicted model, not a curated record
AUGGCUGCUCGCUUCCAUAACAGCACCCUGAAGAACCCUGCCGCGAGAAUUGUACCUGUUUUUAUACUUGACAGUUUCGGAGAAAUCGCCAGCCCUGACUCCAAGAACUUCCCUCGGAACGCCAUAGAGUUUUACAGCAUGAGAGAUAACCCGAAGGAGCGUCUCACCAGGAUGUUGCAUUACCUCGUUGGCUUCUACGACGUCCAGUUGGACCACCAGGAGCUGUCACAUUCCGACUCGGAAGCCAUCGAUGACAUCUUCCCUAGACAGAAAGUCGACACUACAUGCGUAGCAGUGGAGAUGCUAGAAAGUAACCUCGGUCUCAACGAGGAAAACUUUAUCAAGUUCAAGGAAAGGGCAGCUGCCCUCAUGCACCGCUUUCCCCAGCCACCCAUCAAGCGCCCGAAUCCACCGUCCACAAGCAUCGACGAAGGGAAGCGGAAACUUGCCUCUAGACCAUCCCAACGAGCGCCCACGAAGCCCAAGAGCUUCGGUUCCGGCGAGGAAGAUCAGAUCGUCGGGGAGGAAUAG